This is a messenger RNA of Lodderomyces pseudojiufengensis, 1449 nucleotides long. RefSeq lists its product as uncharacterized. NCBI's taxonomy places the organism in Eukaryota, Fungi, Ascomycota, Pichiomycetes, Serinales, Debaryomycetaceae. The record is from RefSeq and is a predicted model, not a curated record. Gene Ontology annotation, cellular component: endoplasmic reticulum. The transcript has a single exon. Gene Ontology annotation, molecular function: ubiquitin binding. The coding region runs from base 1 to 1449 and encodes 482 amino acids.
AUGUCACUUCCUAGAUGGGUUGAAUCAUUUAUUAAUCCAGGAUAUCGAAGACUAGGGACAAAUGACAGUAAUAAUUCAAAUAACAAUAAUAAUCAAGAUCAGCAAUUACCAGGCGCUUUUCCAAAUGAUGAAUCAAUAGAAGAAGAAAAUUUAAGAAGAAGAAAUUCAUUUAAUUCACAAUCAUUAAACGAAUAUGCAUCUAUACUAUUGAAAUGGAUUAAUUAUUUAUUAAUUCAACCAAUAAUUAUAUCAAUCAUCAUAAUAUUUAGAAUACUAUCAAAAGUUUUAAAUACAAUAUAUUUUAAAAAUUUAAAUGUUUUACCUUCACCAAAUGAAAAUAUAGAUCCAAUUGAUAAAGUAAAUAAAUUUGUAAGAAAUUUAGAAGAUAAUAUACAACCAAAAAUUACAAAUUUAACAGAUUCACCAACUACAACCAAUAAUAUCAUAACAAAUCAUCAUCCACAAUUGCCACCAUUUUAUGAAGGAAGUUAUACACAAGCUUUAUAUAUGGCAACUCAUAGAGCUAAAUUUUUAUUUGUUUAUUUAACUAAUCCUCAAAAUGAAAAUUCAUCAUUUAUAUUUAAUGAAAUUAUAUUAAGUUCAGAAUUUAAUAAAAUUUUUUAUUCAUCUACAAAUCAAAAUAAUAUUAUAAUAUGGGGAGGAGAUUUAACAAAUCCAGAAGCUUAUCAAUUAGCAAAUAGUCUUAAUGUUACAAAAUUUCCAUUUUUAGGAUUAUUAUGUCUUACAAGAUUAACCAAAAUGACUCCAGAUGGUCCAAAAAAAGAUCCUGCUAAAAUUUCAUUAAUUGCAAAAUUACAAGGUGGUAAUAUAAAAACAAACAAUGGAGGAUUAAAUAAUGAAGAAGAUUCAAAAAUUAUUAUAAAAAAUAAAUUCCUCAAAAAGAUUGAAAAAUAUGAACCUGAAUUAAGCCUUAUAAGAAAAGAAUAUCAAGAUCAUUAUAUGACUGAAAUUUUAAAAAAGCAACAAGAAUAUAAUUAUUUAUUAUCAUUACAAAAAGAUAUACAAAAGAAAAAUGCAAAAGAAAAAGCUAAGAAGCAAGAUGAAUUUUUUAAAUCUAAAGCUUCGGUUUUUCAACAAUUUCAAUUACAACCAACUACAACAAAUGUCAAAAAUUAUGCAAAAAUUGUUUUAAAAUUUUCUGAUUCAACAAGAAAGACAAUAUAUUUACCAAAAUCAUUAAAAGUUAUAAAUAUUUACAUUUAUGUUGAAUUAUUAAAAAGAAAAUUAAUAAAUGAAUCACCUAAAGGUAAAAUUCAAAAUAUUGAAGAAAUAAAUGAUAUUGAUAAUGAUUUAAAAGAUAUUGAAUUUAAAUUUAAAAUUUCUUCACCUUUACCUCCAAGAUUAGAUUUAAAAACUAAAAUUAAUGAAUUAAUUGAAAAUGUUGAUAUUAUUUAUCCAAAUGGUUUAUUACUAGUUGAAGAUAUAUAG